GUCAACAUAUAAGACACCUCCACCCUCUCCAAUAGUGGACUGUCUCUUCAGCCUUACACUCCUCAACUGCAUCGUUCUUUCUCUCUUUUACGCACAUAAUGGCUACCCUCCACCCCUUCGACCCCAUUACCCCGGGGGAGAUCACCCUGGCCACCAAGAUCCUGCAGGCUGCCUUCCCCGGCGUUAAGCUACGCUAUAAGAAGAUCGACCUGCAGGAACCCAUUAAGGCCGAAGUCGUUCCAUAUAUCGAGGCUGAACGUCUCGGCAAGCCAUUGCCCAGCAAGCCAACCCGGUUACUGCAGGUGCUGUUCCACCGCAUGGACACGGGUGCCUUCUUUAAAGGGCUGCUGAAUGCCGACUCGAAGAGUGUUGUGUACGCGAAGGAGUUGCCGAGGGAGAUCCAGGGCCCCGUCGACACCGAUGAACUCAUCGAGAUCGAACAGCUCUGCCUCAGCCACCCGGCCGUCAAAAAGGAGAUCGCUAAGCUUAAGCUUCCACCUGGUGUGACUGUCUGCAACGAUCCGUGGAUCUACGGGUGCGAUGACCCUAAUGAGACCCGCCGGCUGUUCCAGUGCUACAUGUAUAUUGUCUCCACGGACCACCCGCAGAACAACCACUACUCUGUUCCUUGCAAGUUUUCGCCCGUAUUUGACGGGCUGACGCGUGAGCUCGUGCGCAUGGAUUACCUUCCUGCUACUACUGACGCUAGCACGGAUUCUGAGACGAAGCCGUGGAAACCCGUCGAGACGAUUCAGUACGCGCAUGACUUGCUGACCGAGCAGCUCAGGCGCGACUUAAAACCGUACAUUGUAACCCAGCCACAAGGCCCGUCAUUCACCGUAGCCGGCAAUGAAGUCUCCUGGCAAAAGUGGCGGUUCCGGGUCGGGUUCAAUAGCCGUGAGGGGCUUGUCAUCCAUAAUAUCACAUAUGACAGCCGGAACGUGUUCUACCGGCUCUCCAUGUCAGAGAUGACGGUCCCAUAUGGAGACCCCCGCGCCCCCUUCCACCGCAAGCAAGCCUUCGACGUUGGCGACGUCGGAUUCGGCAUCACUGCCAACCAGCUCUCGCUGGGCUGCGAUUGCCUCGGCCACAUCAAGUACUUUGAUGGGUACCGCUGCGACUCAAGGGGUGAGCCCGUCCACCUCGAGAACGUGAUCUGCCUGCACGAGCAAGACGCCGGCCUCCAGCACAAACAUACCAACUACCGCUCUGGCGCUGCGACUGCCGUCCGGAACCGCCAGCUGGUGGUGCAGAUGAUCUGCACUGUGUCCAACUACGAGUACAUCUUCGCUUAUAUCUUCGACCAAGCGGCAAAUAUCGAGCUGGAGGUGCGGGCAACCGGCAUCCUUAGUACGGUGCCUUUUGACAACGAGAAAUUUGGCACGACUGUCCCCUGGGGCACGAACGUCGGGCCAGGCGUCAUGGCCCCCUUCCACCAGCAUAUGUUUAGUUUCCGGAUCGACCCUGCGAUUGACGGGCACAAGAAUACGGUCAUUUAUCAAGACUCCGUGCCCAUGGCUGAAGACUCCAACAACCCGUAUCUAGUGGGCUACACGACCAACGAGACAGUCGUCAAGACGAGCAGUUCCGCCGAAACAAGCGUGGAGAAACACCGUGUUUUCAAGAUCAGAAACGACUCGCAGAUCAAUCCCAUAACCUACAAGCCAGUCAGCUACAAGCUCAUGGCCGCACCAUCGCAGAUGCUCCUUGCAAACCCGAAAUCAUUCGGCCAUGCGCGCGCUGUCUUUGCGACAAAACCGAUCUGGGUGACAAAGUACCGCGACGGGGAGCUCUUUGCUGGUGGCGAGUUCACGAACCAGAGCAAGAAGAGUGAGGGUGUUGAGGGUUGGGUUGCCCGCAAUGAGAAUGUGGAGGAUGAGGAUCUGGUGCUCUGGCACACUUUCGGUCUGACGCAUAACCCUCGCAUUGAGGAUUUCCCUGUUAUGCCCGUCGAACGAGUCAGUGUGAUGUUGAAGCCUGAUGGGUUCUUCACAAAGAAUCCGGCGCUAGACGUGCCGCAAUCCAGUCAGGCGUUUAACCAAUCGACGUUACAUCCGGAGGCAAAGGCGUGCUGUUCAACUGGUGGUGUUAAGUUGUGAUUUAUACCGGUACAAGGCCGUUUUACUAUUUGAUGAUUGACGACGCAGAUUCAAUGGCAACGGAUCAUAGAGAAACA
Messenger RNA from Aspergillus nidulans FGSC A4, 2176 nucleotides. RefSeq lists its product as uncharacterized. The transcript is spliced from 4 exons. NCBI's taxonomy places the organism in Eukaryota, Fungi, Ascomycota, Eurotiomycetes, Eurotiales, Aspergillaceae. The coding region runs from base 99 to 2099 and encodes 666 amino acids. The record is from RefSeq and is a predicted model, not a curated record. Gene Ontology annotation, molecular function: primary methylamine oxidase activity; oxidoreductase activity, acting on the CH-NH2 group of donors, oxygen as acceptor; quinone binding. Gene Ontology annotation, biological process: amine metabolic process.